Messenger RNA from Solea senegalensis (Senegalese sole), 585 nucleotides. Its product is annotated as probable ribonuclease ZC3H12D. Gene Ontology annotation, molecular function: mRNA binding; RNA endonuclease activity. Lineage: Eukaryota; Metazoa; Chordata; Actinopteri; Pleuronectiformes; Soleidae. Gene Ontology annotation, cellular component: nucleus; cytoplasmic ribonucleoprotein granule. Gene Ontology annotation, biological process: 3'-UTR-mediated mRNA destabilization; nuclear-transcribed mRNA catabolic process, RNase MRP-dependent. Bases 159 to 566 code for a protein of 135 amino acids. The transcript is spliced from 2 exons. The record is from RefSeq and is a predicted model, not a curated record.
UGAACACACACACACACACACACACACACACACAGAGAGAGACUGCAGGAGGGACUCUUGCUCUGAUCCACAGCUGACGAAGUGUUGACAGAGGUCCACGUCUCGUUCUGACACCUGUCAACUGUUCCAAAACACGGCCUGUCGCCGUGGAGAUACUGAUGAGCAGAGAUAAGAGGGAGGAGAGGAUUCCCCUGUCAGACAGUCCUGAUAAGACACAGCAAAGCAAACACACACGUCCUGACACGGUGUUCACAAUGGACCAGCACCAACUGCAGCAGCACGCCAAGGUGGAGCGAUUUCUCAAGUUAGGAUAUUCUCACACUGACAUCCUGAGGGUCCUGGAGAGCCUCCACCAUGAUGCCCAGACCAAUGACAUUCUGGAGGAGCUGAUAAAGACCUGCCAGACUCACUCGUACAACAACGACGACAGCAGUCAACAGAAGAACAACAGUCCCAAACUGGUGCCCAGAGGCUGCAGUCCUGGUCCCAGUCACACCGGGGACAGAGAGCCCGCUGCUGGAUUCAGACCAGUGGUUAUAGACGGAAGCAACGUGGCCAUGAGGUGAGUCAAGUCCUCUCUGCAGU